Salvelinus fontinalis (brook trout) is the source of this 5542-nucleotide messenger RNA. Its product is annotated as cyclin-dependent kinase 2-like. Lineage: Eukaryota; Metazoa; Chordata; Actinopteri; Salmoniformes; Salmonidae. The transcript has 7 exons. Gene Ontology annotation, biological process: signal transduction; protein phosphorylation; regulation of G2/M transition of mitotic cell cycle. The record is from RefSeq and is a predicted model, not a curated record. Gene Ontology annotation, cellular component: nucleus; cytoplasm; cyclin-dependent protein kinase holoenzyme complex. Gene Ontology annotation, molecular function: cyclin binding; ATP binding; cyclin-dependent protein serine/threonine kinase activity. Bases 300 to 1193 code for a protein of 297 amino acids.
UCGUUCUUCCGGGGCGUGGCAUACACAACGCGGGACCUGUUACUUUUGUUUUGAGUGGAAAGUGUUACUAUUAUAGAGUUACAACCGGCUCAACUGAUCCUUUUUAUUUAUUGUGGGAUUUUAUUUUUUACAGUCUAUGGAUAAUCCUGAUGUGUUCCCGCUACUAGUUGUUUCCCCCCCACAGAAUUUACUUAGUUCGCAUGCUUACGUUAGUUUGAAGUUGAGCUAACGUUAACGGUUUUCUUUGUUUUAAAAAAUCACAACGGUUUGAAUCGUUAGCCAAACAGAACUCGUGUGACAUGGAAUUAUUUCAGAAAGUGGAAAAGAUUGGAGAAGGGACGUACGGGGUGGUGUACAAGGCAAAGAACAAAGUGACGGGAGAGACUGUUGCCCUAAAGAAAAUCAGACUAGACACGGAAACAGAGGGAGUACCAAGCACUGCCAUCAGAGAGAUAUCGCUCCUCAAAGAGCUCAGCCACCCAAAUAUUGUCAAGCUCUGUGAUGUCAUCCACACAGAGAACAAACUAUACCUGGUUUUUGAGUUCCUUCAUCAGGACCUUAAGAAGUUCAUGGACUCCUCGGUCUCUGGUAUCUCUCUGCCACUUGUCAAGAGUUACCUGUUCCAGCUGCUGCAGGGCCUGGCCUUCUGUCACUCCCACAGGGUUCUCCAUCGGGACCUGAAGCCCCAGAACCUGCUCAUUAACGCCCAGGGGGAGAUCAAGCUGGCUGACUUCGGCCUGGCUAGGGCCUUUGGGGUGCCUGUCCGCACCUACACUCAUGAGGUGGUAACGCUAUGGUACCGAGCUCCAGAAAUUCUUUUGGGCUGCAAAUACUACUCCACAGCGGUUGACAUCUGGAGUUUGGGCUGUAUCUUUGCUGAAAUGAUCACCAGGAGGGCCUUGUUUCCAGGCGACUCAGAGAUCGAUCAGCUGUUCCGGAUCUUCCGUACCCUGGGCACACCGGACGAGGUGGCCUGGCCAGGGGUCACUUCUAUGCCUGACUACAAGCCCUCCUUCCCUAAGUGGGCCCGACAGGAGCUGUCCAAAGUGGUUCCCCCACUGGACGAGGACGGGAGAGAGCUGCUCAGGCAAAUGCUGAGCUAUGACCCAAACAAGAGGAUAUCUGCCAAAAAUGCCCUCGUCCAUCGGUUUUUCCGUGAUGUCACCAUGCCAAUGCCACACCUACGACUGUGACAUGCAGACUGACAGGAACAAUACAUAGCCCAGGGUCUUUCCAUGAGAGAUACCUGAGCAGAAGGACUGCCCCAGCUCUUAUCCACACCUGAAUACUACAGUCCAGGAGAUGGGAGAGAUCACAGUGAAAUAUGGAUGCCUUUCCAAAAAUCAUUCUAGCAGCCAAAAACCAGCAUUUGUAUAAAUUGGAUGUCCUGUGAGUUUUUCUCUACAGCUAUGAGUGCCUGUUAUGUCAUGGAGAAUGAACUCUACAGUUUCAGCAUUUUAUGUGUAUUGAAAGGGUUAACUUGGUUUGUGUACAUUUUAGUCAUUUAGCAGAUGCAAGCUCUUAAUUUGUUCAUUGCAUCAUUUAUGAUAAGAAGUUGAUUAAAUUCGUUUGAGCUUUAUUGUGUGAAAAUAUAUGAAUAUUACGAAUUUGUCUUGUGUUAUAACCUCACUGGCAGUAAAUCUUUGGCAGAUUUUGAAUCAAAGACAUAGGAAAUCGGAAUAAUUCUGCGUUCAUAACCAAGUGGGAAUUUACCACAUACGACUGGUAAAAAUCCACUAGCUAUCAUGCUUGUUUAAAAAAAAACAUUCAGAAAUUGGAUCUGGGGACCAAUGCCAAAUCUUUUCAGUCUCCUGAGGGAGAAAAGGUGUUGUCAUGCCCUCUUCACGACUGUCUUGGUGUGUUUGAACCAUGAUAGUUUGUUGGUGAUGUGGACACAAAGGAACUUGAAACUCUCGACCCGCUCCACUACUGCCCCAUCGACGUUAAUAGGGGUGUGUUCGGCCUGCCUUUUCUUGUAGUCCACGAUCAGCUCCUUUGUCUUGCUCACAUUGAGGGAGAGGUUGUUGUCCUGGCACCACACUGCCAGGUCUCAGCCUAUAGGGAGGAGGUCAGUCUCAUCAUUGUUGGGGAUCAGACCUACCACUGUCGUCAGCAAAGUUAAUGAUUGUGUUGGAGUCGUGUUUGGCCACACAGUCGUGGGUGAACAGAGUACAGGGUGGGACUAAGCACGCACCCCUGAGGGGCCCCAGUGUUGAGGAACAGCGUGGCAGAUGUGUUGUUGCCUACCCUUAUCACCUGGGGGUGGCCCGUCAGGAAGUCCAGGAUCCAGUUGCAGAGGGAGGUGUUUAGUCCCAGAGUCCUUAGUUUAGUGAUGAGCUUUAUGGGCGCUAUGGUGUUGAACGCUGAGCUGUAGUCAAUGAACAGCAUUCUCAGGAUUUAUUUAUAAGCGUCCGGAUUAGCGUUCUGUAGCGUAGCAUGGUUUAGAUGCAGCUGCACAACAUAGCUCUUAAAGGGGAAAUGUCUUAACAGGGCAAUGUUGUGUCCAAUGGGGUAAAUGCAGAUGGACAAACCGCAUGCUUCAGCCUAGGUACAUUUUUAUUGGCACUAUGCUUCAUCAGUUGACCUGCAGGUCAUAAUGCCUAUUGCUAAAAGCACAUCUGAUAAUAUAGACUAUACACAGGCUAUAUGCAUGGUACAAUAUGUUAUUGGGCCUAUUUCUGGAGGUGGAAUUUAUGUUUUAGAUGGUGUCAACAUUUUAUUAUCAUUCAUUUUGAAGUAGAAUGUCCUUUUAAAAAGUCUCCAGACCUGAGCUUAUCAGUCCUUCUGCAUAAAAAUGAUCUCUGGGAGGAUUCUGGACCCCCUAAGCAAGGGGACUUGAGUUGGUCAAAUUCGCUGUUUAAUACAUGUGCAAAAUUAUCCUCUUUCCCUAAAAGCAUGAUGGUCAUGGCUUUUAUUACAUGAAAGGGGAGGUCAACUUAGCGAUCUGAGAUCGACUUAAGUUUCAGUCAUGGGAUUUUUGUGUUGUUGCUUUAACCCCUGUGAAUGCAUUUAACUGGUAUUUACAACUUCACAACUGACAAAUUCCCACUUUCCACUUGGUUAUGAAUGCAGCAUAAGUCCGAAUCCCAAAUCAACUCCUUAACCCUAUGCACUUGAGAGGAUUUGAUUGAUUUAUAAGCAAUAUGGCGAAACUUCCAUGUAGUCUAUCAGAAGGCGAGGUUAUGAUUAUCAUAUUGCUUACAUAUAUUGAAUCCACUCAGAUCUCCACAAAUGCAUUGGACCUAAAUUAGAUUUUGGGCUCGAUCAAAUAUGUUCUAUUCUAUUGAGAAAACAGUCGAGUGACGCUCUAACAAUGGAAAUGCGUGUCCUCAAAUAUGGAUGGCAGGUGGGAGGAAGCAAGAUCAGGUGGGACCAUAGAGUACCACAGAAUGAGUCAUAAUACCCAUAAAACCUAGCGGUCAAACAGGGAAACGGUUCCAAUUGUUUUUCCACCAUUUUUUUCCUAUUGGGGAUUUUAGAAAGACUUCAAAUAAACACGUCAACCAUAAACUUUUAGUUUAUGGUUGACGCAGCUGGUAGGCCAUUAGCUAACCUAACGUAGCAGGCGUAAAAGAAACACCUGAAACUGUUGGGGGAAGUUCUCUUCUGCACUGUUGAACCAAUCUAGUAAAUGUGGAGGAGGAGUUAAGAUGGAGUGUCGCCUCGCUAACGUCCAAAAGCAGAAGUCGUGUUACAGGCUGUCUUUCCAUUUCCCAUGGAAACCGGAACAUCUGUUUGUUGGGGACUCGGCAGAGGCUAUCCAUUAGCCAAUCAGUGUUUCUCAAGGAGUUCAAAGCAUGUGAAUGCAUCCAACUGGUAUUUACGACAUCACAACUAAUAACUUUCCCUCUUGGUUAUGAACGCAGCAUCAAUAUACACUACAUGACCAAGAGUAUGUGAACACUUGCUUGUCGAACGUCUCAUUCCAAAAUCAUGGAAAUUAAUAUGGAGUUUGCUCCUAUAACAGCCUCCACUCUUAUGGGAAGGCUUUCCACUAGAUGUUUGAACAUUGUUGCGGGGACUUCCAUUCAGCCACAAGCGCAUUAGUGAGGUCGGCACUGAUGUUGGGCGAUUAGGCCUGACUCGCAGUCGGCGUUCCAAUUCAUCCCAAAGGUGUUCAAUGGGGUUGAGGUCAGGGCUCUGUGCAGGCCAGUCAAGUUCUUCCACACUGAUCUCAACAAACCAUUUCUGUAUGGACCUAGCUUUGUGCACAGGGACAUUGUCAUGCUGUAAGAGGAAAGGGCCUUCCCCAAACUGUUGCCACAAAGUUGGAAGCAUAGAAUCGUCUAGAAUGUCAUUGUAUGCUGUAGCGUUAAGAUUUCCCUUCACUGGAACCAAGGGGCCUAGCCCAAAUCAUGAAAAACAGCCCUAGACCAUUAUUCCUCCUCCACCAAACUUUACAGUUGGCACUAUGCAUUGGGGCAGGUAGCGUUCUCCUGCGAUCCGCCAAACUCAGAUUCACCCGUCAGACUGCCAUAUGGUGAAGCAUGAUUCAUCACUCCAGAGAAUGCAUUUCCACUGUUCCAGUGUCUAAUGGCGCCGAACUAUACACUACCCCAGCCGACGCUUGGCAUUGCGCAUGGUGAUCUUAGGCUCGUGUGCGACUGUUCGGCAAUGGAAACCCAUUUCAUGAAGCUCCCGACUAACCGUUAUUGUGCUGACCUUGCUUCCAGAGGCAGUUUGGAACUAUAUAGUGAGUGUUGCAACCGAGGACAGAUCAUUUUUAUGCGCUUCAUCACUCCGCACUGUUCUGUUCUGUGAGCUUUUGUGGCCUACCACUUCCCGGCUGAGCCGUUGUUGCUUCUAGAUGUUUCCACUUCCCAAUAACAGCACUUACAGUUGACUGGGGCAGCUCUAGCAGGGCAGAAAUAUGAUGAACUGACUUGUUGGAAAGGUUGCAUCCUAUGCCAAUAAUUCUAUCUUCAUUAUUCCUGCUUACAAGCGAAAACUAAAGCCGGUAGUACCAGUGACUCACUCAAUACAGAAGUGGUCAGAUGAUGCGGCUGCUACGCUACAGGACUGUUUUGCUAGCAGAGAGUGGAAUAUGUUCCAUUAUUCAUCCAAUGGCAUUGAGGAGUAUACCACUGUUAAGAUAUUUUAUCAAGGUUUAAGAUAAAUGAUUAAAUAAUUCUACACAGAAACUUAACCAUUAGGAUUAGAGGUUAUGUAGCAUGGACAAGGGGUAAUUAAAAAUGAUAACCAUUGUGGAAGAAAGGAAUGUAUGUUUGAACCGACCAAGCUAUAACUCUGUUGAGAUAAGAGAAGACAGCAAGAGCCCCUCUAGGUUUUCCGUAUCUGGGGGGGAACUGGAACUGUCAGCUAAGUGGUAAUAAACUGUGGUGAGACUUCAGGAGAUAAUCCAGAUAUAGUGUGUAAAUGUAUGUGCGUUAGUGUGUUGGAAUGGAAUUUUGGUCAGCUUUGUCCUUGUCGGAGAAGAGGAGGGACCUUUAGAAAGCUAUGACGCUAUGUGGGAUAUAUAUACUAAUGUAAAUUAUAUUUUGAUCUAGAGCUCUCUCGAGAAUAAACGCUAUUGAUUAAUUUG